AUGGUGGCAAAAGCUGUCCUUCUGUUCUGUGCUCAUGCACUCUUAGUUAAGUGUAUCUCUAGUCAAUACAUUGGUGGUGCAUGCAACCCUGCAGCUAAUGCCUUGGCUUAUGAGGCAGCGUGUAAUGCUGGACCGUAUGCAUUCUAUGGUCCCAUGGCUGCCUCUCCUUAUGUGGGCGCUGAAUGUGCAGUCGGCUACUCACCUGCUUCUCUCGCCGCUUCUAACGGAGGUGGUCUGGCUAUCACCAGUGCUUCUCCAAUCGCACCCACUGGUGUCUCGAUGACAUCUGAUAAUGUAUACGAAGGUCGUUUAGCUCUGUCUGGUACCAUUCCGUUCUUAGGAGCCGUAGCAUUAGAAGGGGCCCUACCCACAGCUGGCGCAGGCGCCGUCACAUACGGAUGUGGGAAUGGUAAUGUCGCUAUGCUGAGUGAGGACAUCGCGCCUGCUGGGUACAAUGCACUCGCCGGUGCGUACGGCUACGGACCGGGCGUAGCGGCUGAGUUAGGCUACGGAUACGGCUCUCCUCUAGCUUAUGAAGCCGGUUUCGCAGGACCUGGAUAUGGUCCCUACAGCUAUAGAAGCUGUGGUUGUGGAGCAUUU
Brenthis ino (lesser marbled fritillary) is the source of this 600-nucleotide messenger RNA. The record is from the annotation of a GenBank genome assembly. Lineage: Eukaryota; Metazoa; Arthropoda; Insecta; Lepidoptera; Nymphalidae.